Messenger RNA from Selaginella moellendorffii, 455 nucleotides. RefSeq lists its product as uncharacterized. The record is from RefSeq and is a predicted model, not a curated record. Gene Ontology annotation, molecular function: protein binding. Lineage: Eukaryota; Viridiplantae; Streptophyta; Lycopodiopsida; Selaginellales; Selaginellaceae. The coding region runs from base 20 to 433 and encodes 137 amino acids. The transcript is spliced from 2 exons.
ACUACAAAUACACGACCCAAUGGUUUGGCGUGUUCCUCUCAAUCGCUCUUUGUCUCUCACUCGUUUUUUUCUUUGUUCUGACAUGAGAAUAGAGUACGAGGUGAUGAGUUUUCGAGUUCCAAACAAAGGAGUCCCUUUCAAGGAGCUGCUGGAAACGCUGACGCUGUAUAAGAUCGGACCAACUGGGUUGCCUCUCACUCUGCGCAUCGAGCGUGCGAAGCGGAUCCAGGCCGUGUACGUCCAGGGCGCUGCAACGAAAAUGCAGGCUCUCGUGAGAGGUUUCCUGGCGAGGAUAAGAGCCGGCAAAGGUGGUGCUGCUGUGCGCAAAACCGAGGUAGCAGCUGAACAAGAAUUGGAAUUGACAAGGAGCAAACCCGAGGUGCUAGAGGUUGCCAGGGACGUGAGAGGCGAAGCUCUCCUGGUGGAAGAGUAGCGGUGCGGUCGCAGUUUUGUAU